This is a messenger RNA of Petromyzon marinus (sea lamprey), 1738 nucleotides long. RefSeq names its product lysosomal dipeptide transporter MFSD1-like. Gene Ontology annotation, molecular function: transmembrane transporter activity. The record is from RefSeq and is a predicted model, not a curated record. Gene Ontology annotation, biological process: transmembrane transport. Lineage: Eukaryota; Metazoa; Chordata; Hyperoartia; Petromyzontiformes; Petromyzontidae.
ACCCCCCGCGUGCACGAGUGGACGAGUCCAUCCGCAAUGAUCAUCUGACUCUGUGAUUAUUGUGGGCAAACGGUGCCCGAUAUUCCAUCACUCUCGUAAUAUUCUAACAAACUUAGCUAUCGCGCGGCGUCCUUUACUAACUACCAGUUGUUAAGCGUUGUCAUCACUCUGCUUUUGUUUGUUGUUGUCGUUGUUUUUUUAAAGCGACGAAAUGGCGCCGACUCUAUCCCCACAUAAGGCCUAUUACAGGUUCGUGGUCCUCUUCUUCAACUGCCUGCUCACGUUCGGCUCAUACUUCUGCUUCGACAUGCCCAGCGUGCUUCAGGACCAGUUCCAGGCGAACACCAGCUGCCCGCAGAACUCGUCGGCGCACGCCAACGGCAGCGCGUCGUGCGUGGAGGGGUUGGGCAUGUCACCCCAGCAGUACAACCUCCUCUACGCCAUCUACGCGUGGACGAACGCAGUGGUGGUGAUCGCGGCUGGGUUUCUGAUCGACAAGCUCGGCAACCGCGUGGGCGUGUUUCUCUUCUCCCUGCUGUGCGUGCUCGGCUCCGCCACCUUCGCGCUGGGCUCCCACUUCGGGGGCACGGGCUACAUGCUGCCCAUCAUGCUCGGCGGGCGGCUGCUCUUCGGUUCCGGCAACGGCUCGCUCACGAUCGUGCAGAACCGCAUCACGGCGUUCUGGUUCAAGGGCAAGGAGCUGGCAUUGGCCUUCGGCCUCACGCUGGCCUUCUCGCGCCUGGGAAGUGUCCUCAACUUCUUCCUGACCCAGCGCGCAGAGGCGCAGUUCGGCCUGCAGUGGACGCUCUGGGGCGGGGCGCUGCUGUGUGCGCUGGGCUUCGUGGCGGCCGUGGUGGUGAGCGUGCUCGACCGCGUCGGCACCAGGCAGCUCGGCCUGGAAGGCAGCGUGCGACAGGAGUCCAAGCGAGUGCGCUUCUUGGACAUCCGCUACCUGCCGCUGCGCUACUGGCUCCUGGUGUUCACCAUCAUGUUCUUCUACAACGGCAUCUUCCCCUUCGUGGCGGACGCCAGCAAGUUCAUCCAGGACAAGUACGUGGGUUACUCGCAGCAGCAGGCGGCGUACGUGGCGGGUGCCGUCUACGACAGCUCCCUCGUCCUCUCCGCCACGGUCGGCAUCCUCAUCGACUACGUGGGGCUGCGCGGCGUGUUCUGCACGGCGUGCGCGGUGCUCACCCUGCCGGUGUUCGCGCUGCUCGCCUUCACCACGGUGCCGCCCCUCGUGUGCACGCUCUGGCUCGGAGUCACCUACUCGUUCGCCGCGGCCAGCAUGUGGCCGUCCAUCCCGCUGGUGGUCCCGCAGGCCACGCUGGGUACAGCCAUGGGUCUCACCACCUCCAUUCAGAUGAUCGGCAUCGGCUUGUCCAACGUCAUUGUGGGACAGAUCCUCGGCACCAAGUCCAGCGAAGCGACGAUCCCGCUGGAGCGCUGGCAGUACAUGAUGAUCUUCAUGCUUGUCAACACCGUGUGCUGCAUCGUCGUAUCGCUCUUCCUCAACGUCGUGGACAGCAGACAGGGCGGGACUCUGAACAGGAGCACCAAGCGGCGGGCGGCUGGCGAGGUCACCGCCGGCGCCGGCGGCACGGAGGAGGGAGCCCCCACGGAGCGGUCGCCGCUGCUGGGGGAGCAGGACGGCGACGACGGCGGCAGCGGCGUCAAAUAGACAGCCGCGUCUGCCGCACGCACACACGUGUAUACACACACGUGUAUACACACACGU